AAAUUAAAGAAAAGUAAUAAAUGUGGUCGAAAAAAAAUAGAAAAAGAACAGUAGUAGUAAAUGAGUGUCAGUGGCAACGUAUUUGUAUAAGUGAGCAAAAUAAAAGUACAAGCCUUUUCGUAUAAUGUCAGUCGUGGAUUCAGCUUAAGUUCAAUGAAUAUUAAACCACAAUUAUUUCAUCAAAUAGAUUGCUUCUCUCUCUCUCUCUCUCUCAGAAUAUUUGUCGAGCUGCUUGAUUUCGUAUUGAUAUAAUUUUUUUGAUUAUCGGUUUAAUUUUUGGUUCGAUAAUGAUGCAAGAUUCGGCAGCUCAACAACCCGAGAUUGCUAUAAUCGUGGGGGAUGAUUCUUCGUCUUCAUCUUCUUUUCCUCUUCCGCCUCAUUCUUCUUCUCAGGGUGAUCAUCAGGUAAAAGAGAAAUCUACUACUGAAGAUGUGCCGAGCGGAACCCACGUGGAUCUGUCAAUACAAAUACCCCCAAGACCAGUUCCAUUUGUUGGCGGCCGUAACCCAAAGAGUUCACUGAAGUCUACGAGUUCAUUCAAAAGUGGCAGUGCAUCGUCACCAAGAGGGAUCUUGAGGAAUCUCAGCUUGAAAAAGAAAGUUGUAGCUCAACCUGAGAGCGAGAGAAGCUCUCUACUAUCUCCCGGUCUCAUGGAAACAGCUAAAAAGCCCCAUACUGAGGGAUCAACGACUUCGCCUUAUUGGAAAAGAUGCUUGUCGCUUCCAUCUAGACAUGCCGCGAAAUUGUCUCCUGUGGUAUCUGCUCAUGUUUCAGUUGGUGUCCCCGGUGAACCGCCUAUUAAAGAUUAUAUUCAUCCACCAGUUCCAAGGUCCUUGUCCAUGCCUGGAAGAAACAAAGUCAUUGUGCGAUCCAUUUCUUUUGACAACCACAAAGCUCGUGUUUUGUCUGAAACAAGUGCAGAUCAAAUCUCUCCCGUUCCUACGGAAGAAACCGAUGAAGAAAUCCCAGAAGAAGAAGCGGUGUGCAGGAUCUGUCUGGACGUGUGCGAAGAAGGCAACACUCUGAAAAUGGAGUGCAGCUGCAAAGGCGAUCUCAGACUUGUUCAUGAAGCGUGUGCCAUUAAAUGGUUUAGUACAAAGGGGACAAGAACCUGUGACGUCUGUAGACAAGAAGUCCGGAACUUACCAGUUACAUUACUUCGUGUGCCCACAACUAAUCAGACGAACAACAGGCGUGAUCGGAGUCAACUGAAUAUGCAAUCACAAACCGCUAGUGCAUGGCAAGAGUUUGUGGUGCUAGUUCUGAUCAGCACAGUCUGCUACUUCUUCUUCCUCGAGCAAUUACUGAUUCGGGACUUGGGCACGAAAGCUAUCUACAUAGCAGCGCCAUUUUCAUUUACGUUGGGCAUCUUAGCAUCCGUUUUCGCCAUUGUCCUCGCGAUCAGAGAAUACAUAUGGACAUACGCAGCACUUGAGUUCGCCCUUGUGGGGAUGUUGGUUCAUCUAUUGUAUACUACAGUUAGACUAUCGGCGAUCUACUCUAUACUUUUUGCAGGGAUUCUUGGUUUUGGGAUAGCCGUGUGCCUAAACUCGUUGUACCUUCAUUAUUUCUCUUGGCGUGUACGCGUUGCAGAAAACUCAAGUUCAGUAUGAAAUCUCCUUUCCUUUGGUUUCUCUGUUCUUCGUUGAGUUUGUAUUGUGGAAGAAGAAGAAAAAGUUGUUCAGCUGAUCCAGAUGUGACGUGUAAGGUGUAAAUACAUUAUACAUCCACUCUUAUUCGAAAAUGUUACUCGAAGUUUCCUUUUUCGUGCCCCCUUUAGUAUUCUUUUUUUUUUCUUUCCGGGGAGGACGAUGAUAGUUUGUAAAAGAGAAGGUGUAUCAGGUGAAAACUAAAAAGAGCUAUUAUGUAUGUAUGUUUCUUCUCUUCUGAAUAAAAAUGCAAAGGUUCUAUUCUUCAUGGCUUUUUCUAUACAGGGUUUCCAC
Molecule: messenger RNA, 1943 nt
Organism: Thlaspi arvense
Lineage: Eukaryota; Viridiplantae; Streptophyta; Magnoliopsida; Brassicales; Brassicaceae
Source: the annotation of a GenBank genome assembly